This is a messenger RNA of Megalopta genalis, 1034 nucleotides long. NCBI's taxonomy places the organism in Eukaryota, Metazoa, Arthropoda, Insecta, Hymenoptera, Halictidae. The record is from RefSeq and is a predicted model, not a curated record.
GUCGGCCCCGCGUCGAUGUAGUGUGGCACUCCGAUCGAGGAUCCGGAGAGACGUCCGGGAGCAAGAGGAUAUCCCGACAGGAGAGAAGAGGUUAGCGACCAGAGGCGGCUGGCACCUUCCGCUCGGUUCCUUCGACCAAGAUCAAAAGUGAAAUCAAAAUUACGGUCGGUAGCACGGCGAGAAGAAAUCGUCGCCGCCCCAAGGAUAUCAAAAGUGUGAAAUCAAAAUCGAGUCGGGUGAUCCGCGCGAGGCUCGAAGAUAGGCCGGGACAUUUUUGUGUGAUGAUUCGAUGCGCGCCGGAAGAGGAUCCACGCACCGAGCUAUUUUUCUACGAGCGUUUUCUGCGAAAAUCUCCGAAAAUAUCCGCGUGAAGCGGCCGAGCAGCCUGUCGCGGUGCCGUCUCGCGGGAAGAUAGAGAGUGCGACGAGAGAAGAUACGUAGUGGACAGAGGAUAGCGAGGACAGAGAGGUUGCCACCGAUGGCAGAGCUAGGCGUUCGCACGCGACGCGAUCAACCCGGCCGAGGAUAAGUCAGCGGAACGAGCGCCGGCGAGGAGAGUUCGCGGCGGACGCGCGCUGGGAAUCGCGAGGAUCGUCCGGGAUUCGUUUGGUCCCCGUAGAGAUAUGGAUGCUCUGGAAUUGCAAGCGGCUCUGGUCAAGCUGGACCCGGCCACCACGGUCACGCCGAUCGGCUCGAACUCGAAGAUCGCGCCUGGCCAUCACCGCCUCGCGUUCGCGGUGGACAUCGACGAGAGCAAUCCGACCCUGGAGAGCGCCACGUUGAACGACGAGGCGUCGACGAACGGCUCGAGCAACGGCUCGAGAAAGUUGCAGGGCAAGUGCUCGGCGAACCUGAGCGUGCCCGGCCAUCAGAACCAUCCGAGCGCGCAGCAGAUAGGGGUGGCCAAGUGCAGCAUGGCGGAGGUCAGGUGACGCCAGCCUUGCUUCGAUCUCAUCUUCUACCACACCUAUCCGCCGCACAGGAGCAGCAAGCACCACGCUAAGCAUCAUUCGAAGGAGAAGAGACAUAGGUCG